UAAAAUUCUAAAAUUUAAAAAAUCAAAAUACUUUUUCUAAAAUUUUAAAAAAAAUUUCAAGAUUUAAACACAAAAUUAUUAAAAAUCUCCCGACUUAUAAGACAACAUGUUUUUAUCCUUAUUUACACGGCGUUUAGCAGCCGGCUUGAAUUCGACAUUAAUGCAUGCUGGCCUACGUUUAUAUUCAGGAACAGGCAGGCCCUGUUCUGGAACUAGACCCUGUACAAUGGAAUAUCCUAAGAAAAAGUGUGAAGAGCCCGAAUGUCAACCCAGAGAACCUUGUUGUCCUCUACCGUUUGGUAAAUGCCCCGCAGUUAAGGAAAUUCUAUGCAAAGAGAAACCCGAGUGUUGUGGCAGCAAGAGACUAACCCAAGAUCCCUGCAAUUGUAAAGGAGCCAGAGAACAAUUUAAUAAAAAGGAGGUAAAACUAGAAAGACGGAUACAGCCACAAACAGCAGUUUGGGAGUAUCCUGCCGAAUGUUGUGGUAAUCCAUGCCCGGAUUUAUUACCCAGAUUCGAUAGCCUUUACUAUAGUCCUACGGAUAAAGCCAAAAGGCAAUAUCAGCAGACCUGGGUAGAAUGCCCCCCAGUGCAAAUACGUAAACGUAGAAUCUGCUGUUAUGACUCCACCGAAUUACCGCCCAUAUGUCGACGCAAAAAAGAGGAAUGUCCUAUAACUGCCUGUGAAUUUGAUUCACGUAAAAUGAAAGCUUUAUGCAGCAGCGGUACAAAUACUAAGUGCGCUCGCAUUCAAAUGCCCUGCUGUAUACGUGGCCGUUAUCCCCCAACCUGUAGUAUUGCUGCUAGAACUAGCACAAAUUGUAAAAAGAAAUGUUGCCCUUAUCCUUCCUUUUCGGAAUGUUGUUAUCGUUGUCCACCUCCUAGGAGAAAGACAGAAUGUCAAUGUACUGCCUUGCAGCCCAACUGUGUGGUAUUUAGACAUUUAAAGCGUAAAAUGAUUUAUGAUUUACCACCUCCUUUACCGGCCUGGCCACCGAAAAUGCAGGGACCCCGUUAGCUUUUAAGGCGUUCCAAAUAGCCCGAACCUUUUUAAAAUUUGUGUAAAAAAGAUUUAAGCAUAUUGUGAUAUAUUUUGCAAAAUCUUAAAUCUUUAUCAGACAAAGUUCUAGGGAGGUUAACAGAAGGAUAAUAAUACGAUGUCUUAAAAGUAUGGAGCUUUUUAAAGUAAUAUAUAAAAUUGUAAAAUGUGAAAAAUAUUUGAAUAAAAAUUUAAAAAAAUUAUAGAAAAUCGAUAAUAAAAUAUAUAUUUCUUUUUCAUAAAA
Messenger RNA from Lucilia cuprina (Australian sheep blowfly), 1283 nucleotides. RefSeq lists its product as uncharacterized. Bases 107 to 1018 code for a protein of 303 amino acids. Lineage: Eukaryota; Metazoa; Arthropoda; Insecta; Diptera; Calliphoridae. The transcript has a single exon. The record is from RefSeq and is a predicted model, not a curated record.